UGAUUUGUCCCUCGGCGGACACCAUCGCGCGCAUACAAACACUACUGUUUCCUUGCGUGUGUUUUGUAAACCAUGUAUUCGUGGGAUUUGAUUGUGGAUUAAACAUGUGAAAUGUCUGUGUUGCGUAGAGCUACAACGUGGGAAAUAUCGGAAUCUGAGAGCAGCGAUGUUGAAGCUAAACCUGAUUUAAACCACAGUGAGGCAGUGACAAAAACAAAAGAGGCUCAGAGCUCAGAGGAGAAGUGCAAAACUGUGACAGCAACAAAGAGGGAGUUUGGUCAAACUCUGAGUACUCCACGACCACAAGGAUCAGGAACACCGAGUCCUGGAAGAAAACGCCGCACAAAGGAGGAGGUAGAGGCGGACAGACAGAAAGCUAAAGAGAGAAAGGAGGAGAGGGAGAGGCAGAGAGCAGCGAGAGCCCACGAGAAGGAGGAGAGGAGGCAGGAGCAGCUCAGGAGGAGAGAAGAAGCCGAGAACCUCAAGAGUCUGCGGCCCGAAAACUGCCUGAAAUGUCUCACCGUCCGCAUAGAUCCAGCUCUUCUGCAGCAGGAUGGAUCAGACGUCUUGCUGGACACCUUAGCUACCUUUGAGUGGAGGUUUAGUAUUGAGAGUCAGCAGCUCUCUCACAGCAUCACCUGGUCCAGAGACUUACCUCAGCAGGGAGAAGAUGGCGCCGUCUCUGUGGAGGAGGAGCAGGUGGUUCUGGUCCUGAGUGUGGCUGACUUCAUGGACAUAGUGAUCUCUGUGAGAAAAAUGUUAGACAGUGAAGGGGAGGAGACGGAGACGGGAUCUUCCCUGAGUCCUCUUCUGGAGUGUCUCAACCGUGAUGCCAAGAAGGUGGUCACUCUGUUAGUGACCGACUCCGAGCUCAACUACAGGACAAAUGCUUGUGGCGAGCCUCUACUAGAUGAGACGUCACAAUCCAAAUUGGGGCUGAAGAAUCUGGACAUUGAGGAGGUCCUUGUGUAUCUACAGCUCUGCAAAAACAUCUCACUGGUCUUCCUGGACGGCUGGCAGGACGUCACUGAUCAUGUUUGUGCUCUCACCAAGGCUUUGUCAAAACGACCUUUCAAACUCCUGACAGAGCGAGCAGAGCUGCCUUUCUGCGUGGACGGUUCCUGGGCCAGUGGGGUUCGGGUGGAGAGGGACGGAUCAGGGCUGACUGAGGUCUGGAGCAAGCAGAUCCAGCAGCUGAACAGAGUGAGCCCUGCUGUGGCCUCCGCUGUGACGGCAUCCUACCCGUCUCCUCAGCUGCUGCUGCAGGCUUACCAGAGCUUGGCGUCAGAGGAGGAGAGGAAGAGGCUGCUGGCUGGUCUCUUAGUGAAAAGUGGAGGCAAAGAGAGACGCAUUGGACCGGAGAUAUCAGCCAGAGUUUACCGCUGCUUCAUGGCCCAGAACCCCCAGCUGGUCCUGGACUAAUCUGUGUGCUUGAGAAUGAUGGAUGGAUGUCAGUGAGGAUGAAUCACAGUUUCUAAUGACACUUGGUCACCACUUAGCUGCUAAUAUGUAGAUGUUUACAAGCUAAAAAUAUAUCUUAGAGAUCAUGUUCUCUUUCCAGGAAAGCAUUAUUUAUCACCUGAUCUUGAGCAGAUGCAAGAAGAGAGUAUAAAUCAUAGGAUAUAUUUUGUAAAAUAAAGAAUUACUUGACAGUUGUUAUUUUAAGUAUAAAUAAAUAAGAGAUUUGUAUAUGUAUGAACCUGGUGUAUAAAAUAUUCUGCAACAGAA
This is a messenger RNA of Acanthochromis polyacanthus (spiny chromis), 1728 nucleotides long. RefSeq names its product probable crossover junction endonuclease EME2 (gene eme2). The coding region runs from base 112 to 1422 and encodes 436 amino acids. Gene Ontology annotation, cellular component: Holliday junction resolvase complex; nucleus. The record is from RefSeq and is a predicted model, not a curated record. The transcript has 8 exons. Gene Ontology annotation, biological process: double-strand break repair; replication fork processing; mitotic intra-S DNA damage checkpoint signaling. Lineage: Eukaryota; Metazoa; Chordata; Actinopteri; Pomacentridae. Gene Ontology annotation, molecular function: nuclease activity; DNA binding.